Colossoma macropomum (tambaqui) is the source of this 7358-nucleotide messenger RNA. RefSeq names its product SET domain containing 1A, histone lysine methyltransferase (gene setd1a). The coding region runs from base 49 to 6882 and encodes 2277 amino acids. Gene Ontology annotation, molecular function: protein binding; histone H3K4 methyltransferase activity; RNA binding. The transcript has 21 exons. Lineage: Eukaryota; Metazoa; Chordata; Actinopteri; Characiformes; Serrasalmidae. The record is from RefSeq and is a predicted model, not a curated record. Gene Ontology annotation, cellular component: Set1C/COMPASS complex.
UGUUGUUCUAGUGACUAAUGGCGGACAGGCGAGGCUCCCAGUGAUAGCAUGGAUCCAGACAGUGGGGCGGACACCCAGCGAGCUCUCAGUCUGCAAUGGAAGAGCUACAAGCUUGUACAGGACCCUGCCAUCCGCAGGGUCGCCCAGAAAAUCUACAGAUACGAUGGGAUUCACUUCAGCGUGCCGGACUCAGGGUUCCCACCUGUGGGGGAGUUACGUGACCCUCGGCCACGAAGGAUCUGGUCCAGACACACAGAGCUGUCGCUUCCUUUGCCCAAAUUCAAGUUGGAUGAGUACUACGUGGGUCCUAUUCCGUUGAAGGAGGUGACGUUUGCCCGGUUGAACGAUAACAUCAAGGAGCCUUUCCUAUUGGAGAUGUGCACCAAGUUCGGCGAGGUGGAGGAAAUGGAGAUCUUGUUUCAUCCUAAGACACGGAAGCACUUGGGCCUGGCCCGCGUUCUCUUCACCAGCACCAGAGGGGCCAAAGACACAGUUAAACACCUGCACAACACCUCUGUCAUGGGCAACAUUGUCCAUGCUCAGCUAGACAUCAAAGGCCAGCAGAGGAUGAAGUAUUACGACCUGAUUGUUAGUGGCUCGUACACCCCUCAGACGGUGCCGACCGGAGGCAAAGCCCUCACAGAGAAGUUUCAGCCCCCUGCUCCAGCCCAGCCUGACACAUCCUCUGAUGUCAGGCGGAGGCUUUCUGUAGAUCAGCCGGUGCCAGUUCCACCUCCCGGCAGUACCACCCCAUGCUCUGUGGACACUGGAUUUGGGGAACAACGUCUAGAUACCCCCCCAUCCUCGCACAGUGGGCAGUACACCCCAGGUUCUUUUUCCUCCUCACAAGGCGGAAACACUCCUUACUCAUCACGCUCUGGGACCCCCUUUUCCCAGGAUUCAGGCUACUCCGGCGGCAGGCAUGCAGGUUUUAGUGGGGCUCCUCUCAACAGUGGUUACGCUCCACAGGACAUGCUCCCUUCUUCAUCCUGCUCUUCCUCUGCGGUGUCCUCCUCAUCAGGGUUCAAGCCCCCGCGUUACUAUGACGAAUCCCAUGCAGCUCCCUCACAAGACCCCUCCAUGUACCACAGAGGUCGACCUGGAUUCCCCCCUCCUUCUGCGCCGUUUCGACCCAAUGAGCCUCCGUGCUACCCUCCGUUUCCUAAUGCGAGCGGGACCGGGAUGCAUAUGCCCCCACUCCCACAUGUACCACCCUCAGGCUCCUUAUACGAGUCCCCACCUGUGGCUGACAGAGAAAGGGACAGAGACAGAGAAAGGGGGCCUAGAGAAAGGGAGCGAGACAGGGACUCCGGGGGGCGUUAUGGGACUUCUCGGCGUUCCUCUUACCACCACCAACAGGACGUGAACUCUUCGUCUGCUCCCUCCUCCAAAUCUUCUUACCAUUCCCAUCACUCCCACCACUCCCACCACCCUGACAGGCGCGAGGAGCGCGGGGACGGCCGACCAUAUCGGCGGGACAGUUCUGGCUCGCGGUCUGGCGAACAUGGACGGCACCGGAACCACCACCACUCGCAUAACCACCACAGCCGGCGGAGAAGCAGCAGAGACCGAGACUGGGAAAGAGAUAGGGAGCGAGACGGAGACUACGCCAACAGCACGGACCCUCGAUACUCCAGUCACCGCUCCUCUAACAGCCUUUCUCCUCCCCCUGCCUCCGCUUCAUAUGGAGGCUACCCCCAGCCUAAAGACUUGCCUGCUCACGACACCCCUUCUUCAUCCAGGUUGGACCCCUCGCCGUCCUUCCGACAGCAGGGUGCCGGGGAACGAGGUUCAAUGGAUAAUGACUAUCGUUCCCUUUCUCACCACGCCCCCUUGCCCCCGCCUCCUCCCCCUCCUCCCCCUCCUCUCCCUCCAGCCUCUGUCAUUGCGGCCGCAGUGGCCGAAACUCUGGGCUCACUGGAUUUCGGCCAGGGAAGCCCCUCUCGAGAAGAGCAAUGGACGUUACCGAAACGCCGUCCCAGCACCCCCCCACAGCCCCCGCGCACUCCUCCGCCUUCUUCUCCUCCCCAUGCCUCCAUCCCUUCAUCCUCCACCUCUCCCUCCUCUACCUCCCUCCCUCACCACCUCCCCUCCUCCACAGCCUCUCUCUCUCCGCCCCUCCCACAGCGAGACUCCUCCUCUCCAGAACCGGACUCCACCAAUGAGAGCCUACCGUUCGUUCACCACAGCAGCAGCCUGGACUCGCGUAUCGAGAUGCUCCUGAAGGAUCAAAAGUCAAAGUUCUCGUUCCUCGCCUCGGACGACGAGGAGGAAGAAAGGAAGGAGGAGGAGAGGAGAGGUGUGCAGAACACUGAUGGUGAGUCAAGUAAGCAGAGAGAAGGGGACUUGGAGAGAGCGAACCUCAAAAGGCAAGGGGAGGCGGACGGAGGCCAGAGGAGAAGAGGAGACAGGGAUGGGCGACGGAACAGAGGCAAGAAGCAAGUUGGGGGAGAAAGCAGGAAAAGUCCUGCGGAGGUGGAGGCCUCCAGCGCUUCUGUCUCCGGCUCAAUGUCGGACUUACAGGACCAGCCGGUUUUCUCCCAGGAGGAACUCUCUCACAUGGCCUCCGACACACACAAGGCUGUAGGUGCCCACACUCCACCCACCUACAACGGAGAAGGACAGCCAUCUCCUCAUUCUUCCGGAGAAGACAUGGAGAUAUCUGAAGAAGAAGAUGAUGCUGCCAUCUCCAUGGUGAUGCCUCAUCAUGCUGCCGCUUCUUCCUCCUCCUCACCUACAACCUCUUCACAGACAGUUCUUCCCUCACAGACUUCGGACCCCUCGGCUAGUCCUCCUCCUGACAGCACACAGCACUUCAGCUCCACCAUGCCACCUCCACCCAUCCCCUCUUACCCUCCCCACCUGCCUCCUCCACCCCCACCUGGCUUCUCCCUACAGCCUCCUCCACCCCCUGGCAUUCCUCCUCCGCUGCCCCACAUGGAGCUGCACCCGGAGUAUCCACCGCCGUUGCCGCACCAUAUGUACGACUAUGCCAACUCCAUGGAACUGAUGAGCCAGUACAGUGGCAUGUCUUUCCAGAUGCAGACGCAGAUGCUCAGCCGCCUGCAGCAGAUGCGAAUGGCUGCGGGUAAUGGCUCUGCAGUGCCCCCUGGAGAGCACCCCCCUGCCUCUGAAUACCCACCUUCUUACCACCUCCAUUCUAUGCCCCAUCCCCAUGCACCUCCGCCACACCCACAUCACCCCUACAUGGACCAAGACGGUAUCGCAGCUAACCACUACGAUCAGGACCACCGCUAUAUGCCCCCUCACAUGCCGUACCCCUAUCCAGACCCGCACGCUGCCCAGCUUCCCCCACCUCACCACCACGCCAUCCCUCCUCCACACAGUCCCUGGCCUCCGCACGUCCUACCACAGCACUAUCCCUCCCACUACCCAAUGCCAGCCUACGGUGCAGCGCCGGGUGUGGAGGGAGAGCACUAUGGGGCAACGGGUAACCCGAUGGCCAUGAUGGACCAGAACCCCCACGAGGCCACGGUCCAGCAGGUCCUGUCCGUUCUAAUUGAGGAGAUGAAGAACAUCAUGCAGAGGGACUUGAACCGCAAGAUGGUGGAAAACGUGGCUUUCGGCACCUUUGACGAGUGGUGGGAACGUAAGGAGAGGAAGGCUAAGCCUUUCCAGACAGCCAUGAGAGGCGUUUCAGUGGUGCGAGAGGAAGAGAAGAAGGAGGAGAAGACGGCGACGGCGGCGGCGGCGACGACGACGAGCAGUCGGCCUCGCGAGCCGAUCAUGUCUCUGGUGGACUGGGCUAAGAGUGGAGGCCUGGAGGGCUUCUCCCUGCGGGGGGCACUGCGAUUACCAUCUUUCAAGGUGAAAAGGAAAGAGCCUCAGGAGCUCGCAGAGGACGCUUCACUGAAAAGAGCCAGACCUUCCACUCCACCGGAUGAAGAGGACGAAGACUCGUUUCAGGGUAAGGGUCCCGACAUUGCAGGACGGCCAGAGGAGAGUCGGGCACCCGACAGAGAGGCAGCUCGCAGGAGAAAGAGAACCAAGGCCCGUAAACCGUACGACCUGGACAGCGAAGGAGAAGAGACAUCAGAUGAAUCUUCCUCUGAAAAGGAGGAUGAAGAUGACAGUGAGAAAGAUGAGUCAGAGGAUGAAGCUCUCAGUGCAGACAGUGACGAUGAGAGCAUCUCUUCUUCAUCUGAGAGCUCGUCCUCGUCUUCGUCCUCCUCUUCAUCUUCGUCCUCAGACGAAGAAGAUGAGGAAGUGGAGCGGGCAGAGGAGAGUGAGGGGCUGGAUACAAUGGAUGAGUCUACAAUGGAGAGUGUGGCCUUGGACACAGAAAAAGAAGAGAAGGAAAAAGCAAGCAUCGACCAAUCAUCUGCUGUGGCUGCUGUGGAGGUCAAACCGGAAGAAAAGACGACCACAGCUGGACCCACAGAUCGACGGCCAUCGUCUCCACCUUGUCCUCGCCCUUCAUCUCCCAUCUUGCCUCCUCUCAAGAAGCGGCGCAAGACCGUGUCCUUCUCCAUGGAGGAGAACGAGGUCAAACCUACCCCAGAGCCCUCCACCGGGCCGCUGUCUCCACCUGCAACUCCCACUCCCUCUCAGUCUCUCCUCCUUUCUCCUGUCAAAGCUCAGCCUCCAGAUGUGCUCACGGCAGCCUCUCCUGGAACCACGCCCACCGCUGCUACUCCACCAGUGUCCUCCAAACCUCUCCCAAUGCUCCGCCCAUUCGCCUCCUCCCCGGGCGAGGCUAGCGCCCUUCCCCAGUCCCCUACUUCCGUUCUCACCGUCCCUCCUCCUGUGCGCUCCCUCCGGCCAGAGGAGCCCAGGAAAAGUCCAGGCCCCCAUCAGUCCCCGCAGACACCCCCUGCAAAGUCUCCCUCCAGACGAGGUGCAGGCAAAGACUCCCCCAAAACGCCUGUCACUCCUGUAUGUCUUACAGUGCAAAACCUACCGCUGGACCAUGCUUCUCUGGUCCGAGUUGCUUACGAGGAGCCAGUCCCCGUCCCAACCACGCCCACUCAGAAGGGUCGGCCUCGUGGCCGCCCCAGAACAGUCAGCCAGUCUGGUUCCCCUGCUUCCUCGUUACACCCCGUGUUGCAGGAGGAGGAUGAGGAUGAUGAAGAGGAGCAGUUAGAGCAGAGGCUGCGGCUCAGGGAGCAGGUAGGAGCGUCCAGCUUGCUGCAGCUAGCCACCGCACCCCCGCCUGACCUGUCUGUGCUGGCCGACGUAGCUUUGAAGAUGGACCCCGACGCGGAUGUAGACUCUGAGGAGACGGAAACCUCAGACGAGGCUGAGGAGCGCAAGCUGGAGGAGGAAGAGGGGGAUCUGUUUGCUCCGCACCCUCGGCUCCCCCUGCUGGACCCAGAAGGCAUGUUCGUCCUGCAGGAACACAAUUACUCCAAAUAUCCUGCUCUCCUCCCUCCUUCUCCUCUCCCUUCUUCCCAAAAGAGAACAAAACAGGACUCCACUGUCUUACUCCCCGCGGACCUCAACCAGCACGGUGUGCAGGAGGCUCCGGAGGAGGUGAUCGGAGAUGCCCAGAUGGGCAGAGGGGAAACAGCCGAACUUUACGGAAGCCUCCCCGGAAUGGGUCUCGUGUGCGAGGCCGGGGACUCGGCUGAGGCCCAGUUCCUCAGUCCCGCUUCCAAAAAGAAAGGGUCAUUCAAGAGGGAGGAGCUGGAGAAAGGGAAGAGUAAAAAGAGGACUAAGAAAGAUAAAGAGAAUGUGGAUGUGCAACUCCCCAAGAGGCAGAAGGAGGAACAGAGCAAGAAACAGAGAAAAGGGAAGUUAGAGGACCUGGAGGAGGACGUGGACGUGGAGCAGUUGGAGUCGGGCGAGCUGUCCAGCUCCAGCUCUGAUUCGGCCGACUCUGACUUUGGUCUGGAUGAAUCCAUCGAGUUUGAACGUGAGGAGGUAAGAAAAAGCGAGCGGCUCUUCCUCCAGGAAGCCGGCGUAACCCCGUCCACGCAGAGGAGGCCCAAGCAGGCCCCAGUGCUGCCAACAGAACCAGAGUCGCGGCACACGUUUGACCAUCGCAGUGAGUUUGAGCAGAUGACCAUCCUCUAUGACAUCUGGAACGCUGGGCUGGACCUCGAGGACAUGAGGCUGCUUAGGAGCACCUACAAGAAGCUGCUGCAGGAUGACCACAACACGGACUGGCUCAAUGACACACACUGGGUCCCUCACCCUGUUACCAACAUCCCGAAUCCACGGCGUAAGAAGAAAGCAGCGGCUGGGCAGCUGAGAGAGCACAUCACAGGCUGCGCCCGUAGCGAGGGCUACUACGCCAUCAGCCGCAAGGAGAAGGACGUAUACCUGGAUCUGGACCUCCCCGAGGCUGUGCAGGAAGCUAUGGACUUCGACAUUGCGGGCUCGAACCGUCUGCUGUCUGAGAGGCGCUCUGAGCAGAGGCGUCUUCUCAGUGCUAUCGGCACACCUGCAGUCAUGGACUCAGACCUGCUCAAACUCAACCAGCUCAAGUUCCGCAAGAAGAAGCUGCGGUUCGGUCGCAGUCGUAUCCACGAGUGGGGCUUGUUUGCCAUGGAGCCCAUCGCAGCAGAUGAAAUGGUUAUUGAGUAUGUGGGCCAAAACAUCCGACAGAUGGUGGCUGACCAUCGGGAGAAACGCUAUGCUCAGGAAGGAAUCGGAAGCAGCUACUUGUUCCGUGUCGAUCAUGACACCAUCAUCGAUGCCACGAAGUGUGGCAACCUGGCACGCUUCAUCAACCACUGCUGCACUCCUAACUGCUACGCGAAGGUGAUCACCAUCGAGUCUCAGAAGAAGAUUGUCAUCUAUUCCAAGCAGCCUAUCGGAGUGAAUGAAGAGAUCACAUAUGACUAUAAGUUCCCCAUCGAGGAGAACAAAAUUCCCUGUUUGUGUGGGACGGAGAACUGCAGAGGAACUCUCAACUGAGGUCCUGGGACACCAAGCUUACCCUUCUUCUCCUAUACAUCCAGCUUUUUCCAGCAGAUUCCCCUCCACCACUGCAGGAGACUGGCAGGGGCGUAUGGAUAGCGUGUUGAUAUCCAUAUACAGUUGCAGUCGUGGACAACAUGGGAAAAUCCGUUACAUGUGCUUGGCAUACCUGAUGUAUUAUUAAAGAUACAUGACCAUUCUGUCUCCAUAAGGAUGUCAGCAUCACUGCUGAGUCACAGAUCUUACAUCCUCUCCCUUCCCAUUCGUUGCUAUCUUUAUCCUGCAUUUUCCCCUCACAGCUGCAUUUGGUUACAUGAUGUUUUUAGAGGCCUGUAGUUGUUAAGCAACGGCACACGAAACGUCUCACGCUCACAUACGCACAAAGCUAAAUAGGGGUCGGGGGGAUAAAAGCCUUCAUUGGGGUCUUCGGAUGAGGAUUAUUUGAUUCCGCCACUCUAAAUGUAAUAACAAUA